ACACACAUUUAUGCACACCCAGCUACCUGCAGGCAUGUCGCACUCCAGUCCCCACUGCGAAUGACAAGAGAGAACUACAUGUCCUGUGCUCGCUGCUGGAUAUUUCGGAACAGUGCGUUUCGAUGAACAAGAGUAGAACGGGGGGGGUGGCUGCCGUGUGUGUGAGGAUGAGGAGACGUGGGAAGAACUAAGCCAAGUUUGAUAGGAACUCAAGGGUGUGGGGGGAGGAGGAAGAAGGGGCUCGGCGAGCAGCAAGUCCAUUUGUUACACAUGUUGCCUUGUAGAUACAUCAGUGCGCAAGAUGCUGACAAGAGGGUUGGGGUGGGGGUGUCUUCCUUCCUGUUGCAGGGGACCAUGGUUAUGUUGAAGAUCUCAGCUUUCCUCGUUGCCUACGCCCUGGUCAUCUGCCAGAUGUACUGCUCACAAGCCGCCCCUGCCAGACCAGGUUUAGAGUCCAUGUCAGAACGAGUCACGCUCACGGACUACGAGGCGCGAAGGUUACUGAACGCCAUCGUCAAGGAGUUUGUGCAGAUGACGGCAGAAGAGAUGGAGCAGCAGGCGACCGAGGGAAACAGCAGCGUUACAGCACAGAAGCGCGCCUGCAACACGGCCACGUGCGUGACCCACCGCCUGGCCGACUUCCUCAGCCGGUCGGGGGGAAUAGGCAACAGCAACUUCGUUCCCACCAAUGUUGGCGCCAAGGCCUUCGGCAGGCGAAGGAGAAGCACCCAGAUGUGAGGGCUCCCCAUCAACCUUUUGGGAAACGAGGCGGACACCUGAAAAAAAAAAAGGAAAAAAAAAAAAAAACAACAACCUGUGAACAAAAAUUCAACACAGCAAAACUACGCAGAUAAAUACUAAACUGGCCCUUUAUCUUCUCUUUCACAUUCUUACUGGAAAACAAGGGAUGUUUUGUCCCCGUUAUCCAUCCUGUUAAUAAUCUUUUUCUUUUUUUUGGCUUUUGGCAAAUAACUGAAAAAAAAAUUGGAAAAAAAAGCACUUUACUUUAUGUACAUGAACAAAUGAACUCCUUAAAGUAAAAAAAAAAAACAUCCCGAUGGGUUGCUCUUUUUUAUACAUGAAUAUUAUUGGAAAAUAAAAUGAAAACAGCAGUGGUUAUCACUUUCUUUUUUUCGCCCCACGUUUCACCUCGUUAGAGCACAUUUGUAGCACCGACCCCCAGCUGAGAUUCAUAUAUUAACAUUCCCCCCUUUACGCUGGUAAAGAUCCUCCCCACUUUGCUCCCCUCUCCCCACACAACGGCUGUUGUCUUGUGCCUUGAUGUAGAAAAAUUUACAUGAACAUGAUUGUACGGCUUCGUUUUGAGACGGCAAUGAAGAACCCGAGUGAGGAUGAGGAGGAGAACGGAGAUGGAUUCAUAUUGUAAACAAUAUUGUGAAAAACAAAAAUUUCAGCAAGAUUAAAAUGUAUUUUAGAUACACUUUGGUUUGAGGUAAUUGUGUUGUUCUUCAAAGCAUUUUGUAAACAGAUGUAGAGAGAGAGAGAGAGA
Molecule: messenger RNA, 1510 nt
Organism: Poecilia latipinna (sailfin molly)
Lineage: Eukaryota; Metazoa; Chordata; Actinopteri; Cyprinodontiformes; Poeciliidae
Product: calcitonin gene-related peptide
Exons: 4
Coding region: 271-738 (155 amino acids)
Biological process (GO): regulation of cytosolic calcium ion concentration; adenylate cyclase-activating G protein-coupled receptor signaling pathway
Cellular component (GO): extracellular region
Molecular function (GO): calcitonin receptor binding; hormone activity
Source: RefSeq, a predicted model, not a curated record